AAGCUGUAUCAGUGGAGUGCUCUCAUAAGCGCCGAGGACUGCAACUGUGGGUAUUGGGAUAGACACGGAAAACCUUUUUACGAGUUUCACUGUGGAUGGAGUCUGUGAUCAAUUUACUACCAGCCCUACUACCCUUCAGAUAAUCAGCAAGAGCUUCAUGUUUUUUGCUGCUGUAGGUUCUGUGAGAGUGCUGAACCUUGAGCGGGUGCAGGCGCUGGAAACCUGGCUGAAAUCAACCAAUAUAAAACUUACUCAAGUAAAUGGCCAGAGGAGGUAUGGAGGACCACCCGAGGUGUGGGAUGGCCCCAACCCAGGAGCCCGCUGUGAGGUCUUCAUCAGCCAGCUCCCACGGGACGCCUAUGAGGACCUGCUGAUCCCCCUGUUCAGCUCUGUGGGCCCACUCUGGGAGUUUAGGCUCAUGAUGAACUUCAGCGGGCAGAACCGCGGUUUUGCGUACGCCAAGUACAGCUCGUCAGGUGUAGCUGCUGAUGCAAUACGCCAGCUGCACGGCCACAUGCUGGAGCCCGGCUUUCGCCUAAGCGUCCGCCGCAGUAUAGAGAAGAGACACCUCCAGAUCGAAAACCUGCCGGCCACCACCAGGCAAGAGGACCUACUGCAGGUAGUGCGUGUGCUGGCAGAGGGGGUGGAGAGAGUGUCUCUGAAGGCCAGGUCUGGUAUAGAGGGUGCGUCAGCUAUAGUAGCCUUCUCAUCCCAUCACGCUGCUUCUAUGGCCAAGAAGAGCUUGGUGGAAGCGUUCAAGAAGCAGUUUGCGCUGACUGUCUCCAUCAAGUGGCAAUCAACAGUGAAGCCGAGCCCGGUCGGGUCACUGCCUCCACAGAAACCUUCGGAGAGCCUCCUGGCGUCACAUCUGAAGCUGCCACACCACAUCCUGAAUUCUCCGCAGCCGUCAGUCGUGCCUCCUCAUCUGGCCCGCCGUCCAUCCACCCCCCCAGGUUUCUGCAGAGCAGUGGGAGGAUCCAGUGCUCCCCCACACUCUCACCCUCCCUGCUCCUUCACCUUCUCUCCUUCCUCCCAGGGGCAUCAAUUGUCUGCAACAUCCCCAAAGAUGCUCCUGCAUAAGGUGUGUGAGGAGACUGGGGUUGACCAGCUGCUUUAUAGUAGGCCUCCACCUACUAUGACUGGAUUACUGUGAUACUGAUUCUGAAUGAAGUUCUGCAGCUAAGUGGAUUUCAGAGAUAAUGAUAUUCACACUGAAUGAUAUCAACAUGUGUUUCAUGGUUCAGAUCCGACUGAGUUAUGACUCUGUGAAGGAGGACAAUUUUUGACGCUAAUUGUAGCAGUCAAAAUAAUUGGUGUUUUACUACUUAGUAUCUUAAGUAUCUUAUUCUCCUCCACCAGCUGUGCUUUCAUGCACAGGCUCAUUUUUUUGCUCACAUUUUGUUCUGCGACAUAAUUUAAACCUGUUCAGAUCUCAGCUGUUACUUUUGAAGCUGUACGUUACAUUUUCUAAUUAAAUAAAUGAU
This is a messenger RNA of Xiphias gladius (swordfish), 1484 nucleotides long. Its product is annotated as dead end protein 1-like. The transcript is spliced from 5 exons. NCBI's taxonomy places the organism in Eukaryota, Metazoa, Chordata, Actinopteri, Istiophoriformes, Xiphiidae. Gene Ontology annotation, molecular function: mRNA binding. Gene Ontology annotation, biological process: negative regulation of miRNA-mediated gene silencing; mRNA stabilization. Gene Ontology annotation, cellular component: nucleus; cytoplasm. The record is from RefSeq and is a predicted model, not a curated record. The coding region runs from base 158 to 1153 and encodes 331 amino acids.